Messenger RNA from Solanum tuberosum (potato), 1371 nucleotides. Its product is annotated as acetyl-CoA-benzylalcohol acetyltransferase-like. The transcript has a single exon. Bases 24 to 1370 code for a protein of 448 amino acids. Lineage: Eukaryota; Viridiplantae; Streptophyta; Magnoliopsida; Solanales; Solanaceae. The record is from RefSeq and is a predicted model, not a curated record.
GUCAUCCACCAAAUAAAAUCGUAAUGGCCGAUAUUGAAAUUAAGUCAAGGAAAAUGUUGAAACCCUCAGCUUCUACCUCGGAUAAUCUUCGGAUAUUGAAGCUUUCCUUGUUCGAUCAGCUGGCUCCUCGUUCAUAUGUACCAAUCCUCUUCAACUACUUGCCGAGCAGCACUUCAUCAUAUGAUAAGCUUGAAAAAUCAUUGGCGGAGACGCUAACCAAGUUUUACCCUUUUGCUGGAAGAUUUGGAAAAGAUGAUCCAUUCUCAAUCGACUGCAAUGAUGAAGGUGUUGAGUAUGUUCAAACCAAAGUCAAUGCAGACGAUCUUCCUGAAUUUCUCCGUCGUCAAGCCAAUGAUAUUGAGUCGUCUUUGCUUCAUCUUCUUCCUGUAAUGGUUCAUAUGCCAUCAAGUCCAUUACUUGGUGUCCAAGUCAAUGUAUUUAAUAAUGGAGAAAUAGCUAUAGGGAUAAAAGUUUCGCACAUCAUAGCUGAUGCUUUCACUAUAGCAACAUUUGUAAAUGAAUGGGCGCACACUUGCCUUAUAACAGGGACCAUCAGUACACAAGAUACUACUAAUAAUAAUUUUUUCCCCAGUUUUGGUCAAUUGUCAUCGCUCUUUCCAGCAAGAGUGCUACAGUUGCCAUCACCUCCCAACACUAGUACUACUGACCCUGAGAUUGUCACAAGGAGGUUUGUCUUUGAUGCUCUCACAAUAGAAAACCUCAGAAAAACAAUCAAAGACGAUUCAACUACUGAUGACGACAUGAUCAAGCAGCCUUCUAGAGUGGUGGUCGUGAUGUCCCUAAUAUGGAAGGUUCUUACACACAUUUCUUCCGCCAAAAAUGGAAAUUCAAGGAACUCGUCUUUAGGAUUUGCUAUCAGUUUUAGGGGAAAACUGUCAUGUGUACCGUCUUUAGAACAUGCUCUAGGGAAUUAUGUAACGAUAGCAAUUGCUAAUCUAGAGGCAAGUGAUCACUCAAGAAAGGAUGAUCAGUUGAAUGAUUUUGUAAAGUUGGUAGGAAAUACAAUACGGGACACAUGUGUAGCCAUUGGUAAGGCGUCAAGCGUUGAUGAUAUUUCCUCUUUAACUGUUAACAAUUGGAAAAAUGGUGUAGAAAAACUUUUCCAAGGAGACACGAUGAACACUUAUAUCACCACUAGUUGGUGCAAAUUGCCUUGGUAUGAAGCUGACUUUGGUUGGGGAAAACCAUUUUGGGUGACCCGUGUUGGCUUCAAUGCUAUUGAAGGAGUUUUUCUGAUGGACACAAAAGAUGGUAAUGGAAUACAAGUAACGGUUUGUUUGAAGGAGAAAAAGAUGACUGAAUUCGAGAAACACCUUGACAUUUUGUCCUCCACUCCCAUAGUUGGAUAAA